AUGUGCAGCUCCGAUAUCUUCCUCGCAAUCCUCGCCGUCUUUUUCCCUCCCAUCGCGGUGUGGAUCAAAGCCGGCAUCUGUACCGCCGACUCCAUCAUCAACAUCGCCCUCUGCCUGCUGGGCUUCAUCCCCGGCCUCAUUCAUGCAUGGUACAUCAUCAUGAAGUACCCUGAGCCUGAUUACGAUGAGGUAGCAUACGAGCCUGUUUCCGGUGGCUCUGGCCAGCGCCGCGAUCUCGAGAAUGGUCACGUAACGUAUUACUAUGUCUCACACCAGCCUCCACAACAUGCGCCGCAGCCUUCCUACGGGACUUUGAACCAGCAAGGACAGCAACAGCCCGCCGGCCACUCCAAGACCUCUGAUGACCCCCAGCAAGGUGGUGCGGCGGACAGCGGAGAAGGGCGAUCAGAUGCCCGCCCCCCACCCACCUAUGCCGAAGCUGUGAAGGGCGACAACAAGAUUCAGUCUCAGGAUUGA
Molecule: messenger RNA, 477 nt
Organism: Penicillium oxalicum
Lineage: Eukaryota; Fungi; Ascomycota; Eurotiomycetes; Eurotiales; Aspergillaceae
Product: putative stress response RCI peptide
Exons: 2
Coding region: 1-477 (158 amino acids)
Biological process (GO): endosome transport via multivesicular body sorting pathway
Cellular component (GO): fungal-type vacuole membrane; fungal-type vacuole lumen
Molecular function (GO): ubiquitin protein ligase binding
Source: RefSeq, a predicted model, not a curated record